Molecule: messenger RNA, 1238 nt
Organism: Melanotaenia boesemani (Boeseman's rainbowfish)
Lineage: Eukaryota; Metazoa; Chordata; Actinopteri; Atheriniformes; Melanotaeniidae
Product: piggyBac transposable element-derived protein 3-like
Exons: 1
Coding region: 1-1218 (405 amino acids)
Source: RefSeq, a predicted model, not a curated record
AUGGCUGUUCCAGAAGUGAUGGCAUUCAUAGCAAUUAUCAUCUGGCGAGGGGUGAAGAAGGUUCCAUCCUUGUCUGACAACUGGUCCAAGAUGUAUGGAAACAAAGAGAUCAUGGCAACAAUGGCUAGAGACCGCUUCCAAGAAAUCAUGCAACACCUUCGCUUUGAUUGCAAGGACACCCGGCAUGAGCGAGUGCAGUCAGACAGGUUUGCAGCAAUUUCAGAACUAUGGGAAUCAUUUCGGAAGAACUGUGUCAAAUUCUACAGACCUGGUCGGCACAUCACCAUUGACGAACAGCUGUACCCAUCAAAAACACGUUGCCCUUUUCUGCAGUACAUUGCCACAAAACCAGAUAAGUUUGGAAUAAAAUUUUGGGUGGCGUGCGACCUGAAAUCCAAGUAUAUCUGCAAUGUUUAUCCCUAUGUUGGCAAAGACCCCAGUCGUCCCAAAGAAGAGAGACUGUCUGAGAGUGUGGUUAUGAAGUUGAUUGAACCAUUUCUGGAUCAGGGCAGAACCGUCACAACGGACAAUUUCUUCACGUCAAUUUCACUUUCCAAAAAGUUGCUCAGCCGGAAAACCACCAUCAUUGGGACAGUCAAUAAGAUUCGCAGAGAAAUUCCUCCUUCUGCGAAAGUGAAAAACUGCAGUGAGUUCAGCACUCAGGUGUUUACAACAACUAACGCCACAUUGACUGUUUACGCAGCCAGCCGGAAGAAGACGGUCUAUGUCAUGAGCAGCAUGCAUGGGCUCAUUCAGACUGAGGACACACACAAAAAAAAACCAACCACCAUCACCCAGUACAACAAAACAAAAUGUGGGGUGGAUUCCAUGGACCAGAUGGUGCGGGAAUACUCCGUACGAGCUGGAACAAGAAGAUGGCCAGUGGCUGUGUUCUAUAACAUGGUGGACAUGGCAGCCCUGAACGCCUAUGUGCUUUAUCAAGCCUGCACAGGAAGAAAGGAAAGGCGGCCAGAUUUUUUGAUGCAGCUUGCCAGUGAGUUGGCCGCGUCUCACGUGACAGCGAAGCAGAUUGAAAGGGACAACGGUCUUCGCAAACAGGCUGCUGAACCAGAGGAACCUGCCAAAAGGAAAAAGUGCCAAGUCAGGAACCAGUGCAGAAAGAACCUUGCUGCAAAAAGAUGUGUUGAAUGUAGCAAGUUCACAUGUGGAAUGUGCAAAAAAGAAGAGCCAUGGCGCUGCAAGGUCUGCGCAGACUAAGGACAGUUUAUUGUGUUGUG